UAUCAAAACACUUUCAGUUUAUACGCCAAAAUUUUAACAUAUACGCAGUCUGGAUUUAUCAUCGCAGUAACUAAUAGACAAACAGAUUUUUCAUUGCAAUAAGAUAUUUAUCAGCAGUCAUCGCAGAACCAAUUAUUACGUUCUCAAUUAUUUAUUUAGUGGAUGAACAAGAAAAUCAGGGAACUAAUUGGAUUUCAAUUGACAACUUGAUCUGAAUAGAAAGAGGAAACAAAAUAUCCAAAUUUGUAUUAAAAUAAUAACUCAAUAAUUUUUGGAAAGUUCUUUCAUUCCGACAGAAGUGAUUACCUCUCUUUCUAUAACUUGACGCAUUCCCAUAAAGAAUUUUCAUCUUUCUGCAUACAAGGUUACUGUUAAGUGCACUGAAUGCCCUUAAAAAGAAUAGAGCGAGAGUCAAGGGUAACAUCUUGGUUUUUCUCCUAAACGUGACUGUAUUACAUCUUCUGAAAAACAAGAAUUUGUUGAAUUCCAACUCCUGCAUUACAUCAUCAAAAUAAAUUAUUUUGUAUGCUAAUUAUUUAAAUUAGAUAAUAUAAACUUUCGUUGAAUUAUUUAGGGACACAUGUUUGGUAAUAAAAAAAAUUUUGCAAAAGCGGUAGAUAAGGAAAUUGGAAAAAAUUAAAAAAACAACGUAGUCGCAUUAUCUGUACACAUUAAAAGAGUAAACAAACAGAAAUCGAUUAGUUGAGUGACGUUAAUUAAUAAGUAUAGCUUCCUUCUUUUUUCCUUAAUCAUGCUGAUAUGCAAGUACAAAGUUGAUUUUUUAUAAUCCGUGUGCAAAUAUAUACUGACUAUAACUUCUUUUUCCAUUUAUUUUUGCAAAUUGUGAUGAAUGAUUACUAACUACUUUUGUAUCUUAUAUAAGGAUAUUCUUGAAUUGAUUCAACACGUGUAAGAAUAGGUCAUCCAAAGUGUGAGUAAAUAAUGUCAAUCACGUAAUAAACUUGUCAGUCGUUGUAAAGCUAUCCUCUCGCUCUGAGUAAUUGACGCGAAAAAAACAUGUUUUUCACAUCAUGGACCUACAUUUUGGCAAUUACAAUCGGUGCUCUUGUAAUCUAUUUCCUACAGAUAUUUAAAAAGCAUAAAUAUUUUAAAAAUCAUGGAAUUUCCCAUAAGUCACCAGUGCCAAUAUUUGGUAAUAUGGCACCAAUAAUAUUUCGCCAAAAAAACAUGGGAAUGACAGUUCGUGAAUUGUAUAAUAAAUAUCCAGACAAACGUUACUUUGGAUUCUAUGACUUCACGAAUCCAGUGAUUGUUUUACGUGAUUUGGAAUUAAUAAAGUCAGUGGCUGUGAAGAAUUUUGAUAGUUUUCCCGAUCAUCGGACAUUUGUUAAGGAAACGUGGGAUCCACUUUUCGGUAGAAAUCUCUUUGCCCUAAAGGGAGAAAAAUGGCACGAUGUUAGAUCACUAUUAAGUCCAGCAUUCACUUCAAGUAAGAUGAAAGUAAUGUUUAAAUUAAUUUCCCAAUGUGCUGCGGAUUUUACCGAGUUUCUUGCCAAAGACAAUGAGGGUAAUAAAAUGAGGGAAAUGAAAGAGGCAUUCACGAGAUAUACAAAUGAUGUUAUUGCAACAUGUGCUUUUGGUAUUAGUGUAAAUACAAUGAAGGAUCCAAAUAACGAUUUCUAUGUUCUGGGUAAGGAGGCAACAAAUUUAGAGAAAUUGACAAUAAAAUUCUUUCUUAUGAGGGAAUUCCCUUAUUUAAUGAGACUGUUUAAUAUUAAAUUGGUUGCACCACGAAUUGAAAAAUUCUUCACUGAUAUUAUUAGAUCGACAAUUAAUAUGAGAGAUUCAAAGGGUAUAACAAGACCGGAUAUGUUGCAAUUAAUGAUGGACGCAAGAGGAAAGGAAAGUAAGGUUGAUCUAACGCCAGAGGAAAUGACAGCACAAGCUUUUAUAUUUUUCUUCGGUGGGUUUGAUUCAACAUCCACAAAUAUGUCAUUUGCAGCUCAUGAAAUAGCAAUUAAUCCCGAAAUUCAGGAGAGAUUACAAAAUGAAAUUGAUUCCGUUUUACGUGACACUAAUGGUGAGCCGACCUAUGACGCAAUCAAUGGAAUGGAAUAUUUGGAGGCAAUUGUAAAUGAAACUUUAAGGAAGUAUCCACUUGUUCCCUCAUUAGAUAGAGUGUGCACGAAAAGAUUUGAAUUACCACCAAGUGAAGAAGGUGGUAAACCAUUUGUAAUCGAGCCGGGAAUGACUGUUUGGAUUCCAGUUGCAGGAUAUCAUUACGAUCCAAUUUAUUACGAUGAACCGGAGGAAUUCAAGCCUGAACGAUUUUUGGGUGAUGGUGCAACUAGUAUAAAGUCAACCACAUUUUUAUCAUUUGGCCUUGGACCAAGACAAUGCAUAGGAAACAGAUUUGCUCUUUUGGAAACUAAAACAAUGUUGUUUCAUCUUCUGGCAAGAUGUAAUUUAAAGAUUUGCUCCAAAACAAGCGUUCCAUUGAAACUGAGUAAAAAAACUUUUGGUUUUGGUGCUGAUAAUGGUUAUUGGAUGAAACUCGAAAAAAGGGAGAAUAAAUAUUUAAGCAAUGGAGUUACGAAACAUUGUAUAAUCACACUUCUCGGAAUAAUAUUCCUGAAAUUAUUUCAAAAGCAUAAAUUUUUCAAGAACCAUGGAAUUCCACACGAAUCACCGGUACCAAUAUUCGGCAACAUCUUACCAGUUUUAUUACGUAAAUUAAACGUAAGCGAUUUAAUACGAAACUUAUAUGAUGCAUAUCCAAAUACAAAAUAUUUUGGACUUUAUGAUUUCACAAAUCCGGGAAUUGUCAUUCGUGAUUUGGAAUUAAUGAAAUUAGUGGGUGUUAAGAAUUUUGAACAUUUUACUGAUCAUGGAAUGUUUGGUGAGGAGCCACGUGAUCCAUUAUUUGGAAAGAAUUUAUUUUUACUGAAAGGAAAAAAAUGGCACGACGUACGUUGUUUAUUAAGUCCCGCUUUUACUUUGAAUAAAUUGAAAAUAAUGUUUCCACUCAUUUCCCAUUGUGCGAAAAAUUAUGCCGAAAUACUUUCUACAAAUAGUGGUGAAAUUAGAGAAAUGAAAGAGACUUUCAAUAGAUUUUCAAAUGAUGUUAUUCUUAAUUGUGCCUUUGGUAUCAAUAUCAAUACAAUUAAUGAUCCAACCAAUGAGUUCUACACUUUGGGUAAAGAAGCGACAAAUAUGGAGAAAUUGACAAUAAAGGUAUUUCUAAUGAGGGAAUUUCCAUUUCUUAUGAAUUUUUUCAACAUUAAUUUGGUGAAUCCAAGAAUUUAUAAAUUUUUCAAAAAAAUCAUAACAACGACAAUUGAAACAAGAGACACGUUAGGAAUCAAAAGACCCGAUAUGUUACAACUUUUAAUGAAUUCCAAACGAGAUGAUAAUCAUGGGGAUAAUGAUAAAAUAAAUUUAACACAAGAUGAAAAAAUUGCUCAAGGUUUUGUCUUCUAUUUUGGUGGUUUUGAUGCGACUUCAACAACAAUUUCUUGUGCUGCACAUGAACUUGCUGUUAAUUUACACAUUCAAAGGAAAUUACAAACAAAAAUUGAUAAAAUUUUACUUCAAACAAAUGGUAAUCUUUCGUAUGAUGUAAUUAUCGGAUUCGACUAUUUGGAUGCAAUUGUUAAUGAAACUCUUAGGAAAUAUCCAAUUCUUCCUGUUUUGGAUCGAGUUUGUACUAAACAAUUCGAAUUUCCUCCUACUGUUCCCGGUGCUAAACCAUUUUUAGUUGAACCCGGAAUGACUAUAUGGAUUCCUGUUAUUGGUUAUCACUAUGAUCCCAAAUAUUACGUGGAGCCGGAAAAAUUUAAUCCUGAUCGUUUUUUAAAAAAUGGUGCAGCCAGCAAUAAAGCAGCGACAUUUUUAUCAUUUGGUAUUGGUCCAAGACAGUGUAUUGCUAAUAGAUUUGCAUCAUUAAAAAUAAAAAUAAUGCUGUUUCAUUUAUUAGCAAGAUGUAAUCUAAAAGUUUGUUCAAAAACAAACGUUCCAUUAAAGGCGAGUAAGAAGACCCUCGGAUUUUUUGCCGAUGGUGGUUAUUGGAUGGAAUUGGAGAAACGAAAAAAUAGUUUCUAUUUCAUGAUCUCGAGUAUUCUUAUAAUUAUUCUCAUCAGCAUUUUAUUGAAACUAGUGAUUUACAUUAUAAAGUUAAAUAAAAAACAGAAAUUUUUCAAAAAUCAUGGAAUUCCACAUGAACCAGGUGUGCCAAUUUUUGGAAAUAUGUUACCCAUCAUAACUCAUAAAAAGAGUAUGAACGAAAUAGUCAAACAUUUAUACAACAAUAAUCCAAAUGCAAAAUACUGUGGAUUCUAUGAUUUUACAAAUCCAGUAUUUAUUUUACGCGACAUUGAAUUAGUUAAAUCAGUGGCAGUGAAAAAUUUCGAAAGUUUUCCCGAUCAUAAUCUACUUGGACCUGAACCAAGAGAUGGAUUAUUUUCCAAAAAUUUAUUUAAUUUAAGAGGUGAAAGAUGGCACGAUGUUCGAACACUAUUAAGUCCGGCAUUCACUUCGAGUAAAAUGAAAAUACUCUAUAAACUUAUUUCUGAGAGUACGCUUAAUUUUGUCGAUUCUCUAUUAAGUGAAACGGAAAAUAAUAAAAUUAGAGAAAUGAAAGAAGUAUUUACGCGUUGUACAAAUGAUGUAAUAGCUACAUGUGCUUUUGGAAUAACUAUCAACACAAUGACAAAUCCAAAGAAUGAUUUUUACAUUUUAGGUAAAGAAGCAACGGAUUUUGUCAAAUUAACACCAAAAAUUUUUCUUAUGAGAGGAUUUCCAUUGAUUGCAAAUUUAUUUGAUGUUAAAUUAUUACGUUCGAAAGUUAGUAGAUUUUUCAAUGAUACAAUUAAUUCAACGAUAAAGACGAGAGACACGAUGGGAACAACAAGACCCGAUAUGUUACAGCUUUUAAUGGAUACAAGAGGUGUUGAUAAGAAAGUUGAUUUAACGCAGGAAGAAAUAGCUGCUCAGUGUUUUGUUUUUUAUUUCGCUGGUUUCGACACAAUAUCAACAACAAUGUCCUUUAUGGCACAUGAACUUGCAGUUCAUCCAGAAAUUCAAAAAAGAUUACAAAAUGAAAUUGAUACUAUUUUUCAUGAAACUAAUGGUAAUCCAACGUAUGAUGCAAUUAUGGGACUAGAGUAUUUGGAUGCAGUUUUAAAUGAAACAAUGAGGAAGUAUCCAGUUUUUGCCGCAUUAGAUAGAGUUUGUACUAAGCAAUUUAAUCUACCGCCAACUGUUCCUGGUGCUGAUGCAAUUACCGUGGAACCUGGUAUGAUGAUUUGGAUUCCUGUCAUUGGUUAUCACUAUGAUCCCAAAUAUUACGUGGAGCCGGAAAAAUUUAAUCCUGAUCGUUUUUUAAAAAAUGGUACAGCCAGCAAUAAAGCAGCGACAUUUUUAUCAUUUGGCAUUGGACCAAGACAAUGUAUUGGAAAUAGAUUUGCUCUUUUGGAAACGAAGACAGUUUUCUUUCAUCUAUUGGCAAGGUGUAAUAUUAAAGUUUGCUCCAAAACUAAUAUACCAUUAAUUCUAAGCAAAGAGUCCAUUGGAUUUGCUGCUGAAGACUACUGGUUGACAUUGGAGAAAAGGGAAUAGUUGCAAAAAAUAUUAUCGACUUUUACGACAUGCAGAAGGAAUUGAACUUUAGACCCUGAGGUUGAAAAUUAGAAACGCAAACCGAACAAGAACGUUAAUCUGAUGGACUGUUAUAAUUACCAUUUGUAUAACUGAGGAAUGUAUUAAAAAAAUAAUAGAUUCACAUAAUAUAUAAAUAUAUGUAUAAUAUAAUAAAAUAUAAUUUUAGGAACCAUUCACUA
This is a messenger RNA of Leptopilina heterotoma, 5798 nucleotides long. RefSeq lists its product as uncharacterized. The transcript has 6 exons. The record is from RefSeq and is a predicted model, not a curated record. Lineage: Eukaryota; Metazoa; Arthropoda; Insecta; Hymenoptera; Figitidae. The coding region runs from base 1018 to 5577 and encodes 1519 amino acids. Gene Ontology annotation, molecular function: heme binding; monooxygenase activity; iron ion binding.